AGAAAAUAUAUAUCUGGACCAAGAAAAUCUCAGACACCCAUAAUUUUUUAAUUAACAACAGAAAAUGAAUAUAUAGGAUUGGUAGACGAACUUUGGGUAGAUUUGUACCUGGGUUGAUUUGAUGUCCUCUGUUCUGAAAUUGAAAACCGCGAGCAUUGGUUCCCGCCUGUUUUGGUUUAGCUCCCUACAAUCACAAACGCAAACACAAAUCAGCAAAAACAUAUGGCACAAGUUGAAGUCACCCACUCACCAAACCCUUCACCAUCUUUUAGACCAAUGUUCCUCCAUCAGACAACUCAAAAUUCUCCAUUCCCAGAUCAUCCUCCAUGGACUUGCUGCCCAAGUUCUCACACUAGGCAAGCUAGUCUCUCUCUGCGUCCAAAUGGGAGAUCUCCCUUACGCACACCUCCUGUUUGAUCAAAUUCCCCAACCCAAUAAAUUCAUGUACAAUCAUUUAAUAAGGGGCUAUUCGAAUAUUGAUGACCCAAUGAAGUCUUUGUUGCUCUUCCAUCAAAUGAUGAGUGCCGGCCUUAUGCCAAACCAAUUCACCUUCCCCUUUGUUCUCAAAGCUUGUGCUAACAAACCCUUCUAUUGGGAAGCUGUUGUUAUUCAUGCUCAGGCUAUUAAGCUCGGAAUGGGGCCUCAUGCAUGUGUGCAAAAUGCAAUUUUGACUGUCUAUGUUUCUUGUCGUCUGAUACCAAGUGCACGGCAAGUGUUUGAUGAUAUUCCUGACAAGACACUUGUCUCCUGGAAUUCCAUGAUUGCCGGGUAUUCUAAAAUGGGCACUUGCAACGAAGCCGUUUUUUUGUUUCAAGAAAUGCAGCACCUAGGUGUGGAGCCUGAUGUGUUCACCUUGGUUAGCUUGCUUUCUGUUUCCUCAAAGCAUGGUAAUUUGGAUUUGGGAAGAUUUGUGCAUCUUUAUAUUGUUAUUUCUGGAAUUGAAAUAGAUUCGAUUGUGAUCAAUGCGCUCAUAGAUAUGUAUGCCAAGUGCGGGCAUUUGCAAUGUGCUAAACGUAUUUUUGAUAGAAUGCUUGAUAAAAAUGUUGUUUCUUGGACUUGCAUGGUUAAUGCUUAUGCUAAUCAUGGGCUUGUUGAUGAUGCUGUGCAAAUUUUUAAUCAGAUGCCGGUGAAGAAUGUGGUUUCUUGGAAUUCAAUAAUUUGGUGCCAUGUUCAAGAGGGAUUGUACACAGAAGCUGUGGAACUUUUCUACAGGAUGUGUAUUUCAGGUGUGACACCUGACGAUGGUACUAUUGUUAGCAUCCUUUCAUGCUGCAGUCACUUGGGUGAUCUAGCAUUGGGAAAACAAGCCCAUAGUUACAUUUGUGACAACAAUAUUACAGUGAGUGUGACGCUUUGUAACUCCCUAAUAGGCAUGUAUGCAAAAUGUGGUGCUCUUCAGACUGCGAUGGACAUCUUCUUGGGGAUGCCUGAGAAGAAUGUGGUGUCGUGGAACGUUAUUAUUGGAGCACUUGCUCUGCAUGGUUUUGGAGGAGAGGCAAUUGAGAUGUUCAAGAGGAUGCAAGCUAGUGGGCUGUGUCCUGAUGAGAUUACCUUCACAGGGUUACUUUCUGCUUGUAGUCACAGUGGACUUGUGGACAUGGGGCGAUAUUACUUUGACAUAAUGAGUUCUACUUUUGGGAUUUCUCCUAAUGUGGAACAUUAUGCAUGCAUGGUGGAUCUUUUAGGUCGUGGAGGGUUCCUAGGAGAAGCAAUAACCGUAAUACAAAAUAUGCCUGUCAAACCUGAUGUUGUUGUUUGGGGUGCUUUGCUUAGUGCUUGUAGGACCUACGGGAAUAUAGAGAUUGCUAAGCAAAUCAUGAAGCAGCUGCUGGAGUUGGGACGUUAUGACUCUGGCCUUUAUGUGCUUCUCUCAAACAUGUAUUCAGAAUCUCAAAGAUGGGAUGACAUGAAAAAGAUCAGGAAAAUAAUGGAUGACAGGGGUAUACAAAAGUGUAGGGCGAUUAGCUUCAUUGAAAUCGAUGGCUGUUGCUAUCAAUUCAUGGUGGAUGACAAAAGGCAUGGUGCUUCGACCAGUAUAUACUCCAUGCUGGAUCAAUUAAUGGAUCAUCUAAAGUCUGUAGGAUAUUCAUGUAAAUCUUCUGAUGGCCAGGAAAUAUAUUACUCUAGCAAUCUUUAGUUCAGCAUCAUCAAGUUUAAUGGAUGGAAUGGUAACUACAUAAAAUGAAGUAAUCAUUUCAUUUCAAGUACUAAGUUUUUCGAGCCUUCUGUUUCUUUCUGUCUGAUAUCAAAAUUAAUUUAAAUGACAAAUGUCGUCUUCUAUUGGGAAAAAAAAACUUAUAUAAACCAUUAAGGUAUUAUGUCUUAGUAUCUUUUAAAAUUUGGUGAAAUGAAUUUAAAAUUGUUAAAUAGAGACGUUUACUUCUCUUUACUUAUAUUUUACUGCGAUAAUAUGGAAAUAAGAGUUGUUUAUAUGUACGAGCUUAGAUUCAUUAUUCGACGUGGUUGAAAUGUUGAUAUACAUUGUAUUUGUAAUUAAAGCCCGGAUGUG
This is a messenger RNA of Cajanus cajan (pigeon pea), 2509 nucleotides long. Its product is annotated as pentatricopeptide repeat-containing protein At2g22410, mitochondrial. The record is from RefSeq and is a predicted model, not a curated record. Gene Ontology annotation, molecular function: RNA binding; protein binding. NCBI's taxonomy places the organism in Eukaryota, Viridiplantae, Streptophyta, Magnoliopsida, Fabales, Fabaceae. Gene Ontology annotation, biological process: RNA modification.